AUGCCUACACCAGUUGCUUCAUCGGGGAUGAUUCUGUUAGCUUCGGAGGCUGCCCUAUCAACACUUGUAGAUGGGCAGCAUGUAGGGGCAUCAACCACUUCAACGACCGUACCUGGAGGCACGACAGAGGAGGUGAUCCCUAUUUCUUCCGCAAAGGAGGAAGGGAACAAAGUCGAAGAGGAGUUUGACGAUCCAGCUGACUUGACCUUUAGAGAAACUAGUAAAGAGGAUUCUCCCUCUAGGGCUAAUCGGUCACCAGGGGAGGAAGAUAAAGGAGAAGAAGAAGGGGACGAAGGAGAUGAUGCUUCGACCCACGGUGAGACGUCAAGCCAGGAGGAGGAGCCGUCAGCUCAUGAAGAAGUGCCAGCCCAGCAAGGGGAGGCCUUGACUCUUGAGGAGAAACUGGUUCAUGAUGAAGCACCGACCUAG
This is a messenger RNA of Asparagus officinalis (garden asparagus), 429 nucleotides long. RefSeq lists its product as uncharacterized. The record is from RefSeq and is a predicted model, not a curated record. The coding region runs from base 1 to 429 and encodes 142 amino acids. The transcript is spliced from 3 exons. NCBI's taxonomy places the organism in Eukaryota, Viridiplantae, Streptophyta, Magnoliopsida, Asparagales, Asparagaceae.